AUGACCGGCGAUACCAUUAUUGUUUUACUUUUUGAUGAGACAAGUGAACACAAGCGUUUGGAGAGAUCUUUGGAUGAUUGUUCACGAUGCACGGAGAGUGGGAAACUCGCAAAGCAUGCAAUCGUUGCUAUGGGCAUAAACACUUAUCUCGCUGUUGUCGAAUGGGAUGGCUUAGAAGAACAACAUUGUAUAAUUGCACCCACUCAUCAUGCCAGUUCUUCAAUUCAAUUAGAUGAGGAUGUAUGGGAUGAGAUGCGAAUAUGGAGAAAAGGUUUGGUUGCCAUGUGGAAGGAACAGGGCAAAGACUGUAUUUUCCUCGAAAUGUCUCGAAAUAUUCAAGACAAUCCACAUGUUAUGAUCGAAUGUAUUCCAUUAUCCGAGGAAGAGGGUGACACGGCUCCUAUUUAUUUCAAGAAAGCCAUCAAUGAAUGUGAAGGAGAAUAUGUCGAUAACAAGAAGCUCAUCCAAAUUAAAGACAUAAGGAGGCAAAUACCUAAGGGGUUCAGUUAUAUGGCUGUUGAUUUCGGGUUGUCAAAUGGAUACGCACAUGUGAUCGAAGAUGCUGAGCAAUUUCCUUCGACCUUUGCACACGAAAUUAUUGCCGGAAUGCUGGAUCUUCCUCCCAACAAAUGGAGAAAAAAAGAGAAGCAAUCAUUCACCGAUGUGAAGAAUAAGUGUGAUGCCAUGAAAUUAUCAUGGGAACCAUAUGAUUGGACAAAAAAAAUUCAAAGGUAG
Messenger RNA from Auanema sp. JU1783, 735 nucleotides. The record is from the annotation of a GenBank genome assembly. Lineage: Eukaryota; Metazoa; Nematoda; Chromadorea; Rhabditida; Rhabditidae.